This is a messenger RNA of Sardina pilchardus (European sardine), 1130 nucleotides long. It is a transcript of the gene ybey, whose product is annotated as ybeY metalloendoribonuclease. NCBI's taxonomy places the organism in Eukaryota, Metazoa, Chordata, Actinopteri, Clupeiformes, Clupeidae. The transcript has 4 exons. Bases 437 to 943 code for a protein of 168 amino acids. Gene Ontology annotation, biological process: rRNA processing. The record is from RefSeq and is a predicted model, not a curated record. Gene Ontology annotation, molecular function: metalloendopeptidase activity.
GAAAACACCGGUCAAGGUCCGCCAGUGCAUCUGGACGAACAGGGAAGUCUCUCUGUGUCAUUUAAGGACAUACAUUUAACUGGAUACUGGAGUUCGCUGGUAUAUGGGCACCCAGGCGCUGUUUUGAGACCGCAUAUUCUGUGUGAUAUUUAGGGAGAAUGCGACUCUCAUUUGAUUGUAGCGAUAACAUUAGUUCUAGCUUGUAAGAUUAUAGCUAACCUGCUGGUAGCAAUGGUGUUAGCUAGCGAAGUCUGGUAAAAUCGUUUAUGAUCGACAUGUUUUUUUAGAAACUCUAAUGUGCCCCACGCGUUGGAGGAUAACUGAACUGAAAGUAAUAAUUUAUUCUAAGAGUUCUAUAUUGUGAGGUUUUUAGUUUUGGGGUUAACGUGCAUAUGCAAGACUGAACAGCCCAAACGUUCAUGGUCAUUUUUCUGCCAUGGGUGUAGUUAUUCGCAAUCUCCAGCACGUGGUGCCUGUGCGGCGCGCGAGACUACGCAAAGAUGUAGAAACGUUGAGGCAUAUUUUAGGCAUUCAGAAAUUUGACGUGGGUUUAAUAUGUGUUGACAACUGUAAGAUCCAACGGAUAAACAACAUCUACAGAAAAAAGAAUGCACCAACGGAUGUACUAUCUUUCCCCUUCUACGAGGACCUGAGACCCGGUAAACUCCCGUGUGGAUUGCAAAGAGACGAGCACAACCUCGGUGACAUAUUCCUUGGAGUGGAGUAUGUGAUGCAACAGUGUAAAGGGAAAUCUCAAGACUUUCACAGCACAUUGACAGUGGUCACAGCUCAUGGGAUUUGUCAUUUACUCGGAUACAGACAUGACACAGACGAAGAAUGGAAAGAGAUGUUCCAGAGAGAAAGCUACAUUUUGGCAGAAUUCAACAGACUGACUGGCAGCCGACUGGAACCACUUUCAAACAAAUGUUCUCAAGAUAGAUAAUCAUGUUAUUGCCUGGGGGACUAACGUGACCGGUGGACCACGCUGUCCCAACUCUGAUGGUGACCCAGUGCACUAUUCAACAUUAUACCUCAAGGUCAUGCUGAUGAACUUUUACUCUAUCUUUACACUGUGUGAUAAGGGUCGUGCCAAGCAGCUAUACUUGAUAAUUAAACACAAAAGAGAUGUC